Betta splendens (Siamese fighting fish) is the source of this 9433-nucleotide messenger RNA. It is a transcript of the gene slc12a5a, whose product is annotated as solute carrier family 12 member 5a. Gene Ontology annotation, biological process: chemical synaptic transmission; potassium ion homeostasis; cell volume homeostasis. NCBI's taxonomy places the organism in Eukaryota, Metazoa, Chordata, Actinopteri, Anabantiformes, Osphronemidae. Gene Ontology annotation, molecular function: potassium:chloride symporter activity. The transcript has 26 exons. Gene Ontology annotation, cellular component: membrane. The record is from RefSeq and is a predicted model, not a curated record. The coding region runs from base 499 to 3903 and encodes 1134 amino acids.
UUGUAUCCGUGAGUGGGCGAGAUCAUGAUCAGGAGUGAGGAAGGCAAAGAGAAGCGGAGGGGGUAGGGAAGAGAAGGCAAGUGUGCAGCUCUGAGGCGUUCCAUCAUCCUCCGAACUCCUGCAGCUCCCCUCUUACCUCCUGCUCCUCCUCCUCCUCCUCCUGUUGGAGAGAGAAAGAGAGAGAGCAACAGAGAGAGGGAGCAACAGAGAGAAAGUGAGAGAGUCACGCUUACAAGCCAGCAGAGAAGAGACGUCAAGAGGAGGAUCUACAAAGGGGGGGGGGAAUCCUUCUCUCUCUUCUGCUGCCUCUCUUCGCGCAUCCUACGGGCAGCGAGGAGCGACGAGGAGCGAGGAGGAUCCGGCUGGCACAUUUUCUACGCCGCUUCCCCGCGAUUUCCGUGGCUGCAUCACAGUGCGUGGAGCGCAGGGAAGAGCCAGAGAGCGCUCGAUCGCUGGCAUCGCUCCGCAGCGGAAGAAGAGCCCCGUAGAGGAGCCGGGAUGCUUAACAACCUGACUGACACAGAGGAGGGGGACGGGGGAGCGCAGAGCCAGGGCGACAGUAACCCCAAGGAGAGCAGCCCUUUCAUCAACAGCAGUGAUGCAGCUGCAGAGAAGAGCCAGCAGUACGACGGCAAGAACAUGGCCUUGUUUGAGGAGGAGAUGGACACCAGUCCCAUGGUGUCGUCUCUGCUCAGCAGCCUGGCCAACUACUCCAACCUCCCCCAAGGCAGCAAGGAGCACGAGGAGGCGGAGAACAACGAGGCCGAGCCGUCGCGCAAGAAACCCGUCAAGGCGCCGCAGCUCGGCACGCUCAUGGGCGUGUAUCUGCCGUGCAUCCAGAACAUCUUCGGCGUGAUCCUCUUCCUCAGGAUGACCUGGCUGGUGGGAAUCGGAGGCGUCAUCGGGACCUUCAUCAUCGUCUUCAUGUGCUGUGCCACAACCAUGCUGACUGCCAUCUCCAUGAGUGCCAUCGCUACCAAUGGAGUAGUGCCAGCUGGAGGCUCCUACUACAUGAUCUCCCGUUCGCUGGGCCCGGAGUUCGGAGGAGCGGUGGGAAUCUGCUUCUAUUUGGGGACCACGUUCGCUGGGGCCAUGUACAUCCUGGGGGCCAUAGAGCUCCUCCUGAUCUACAUCGUGCCCAAAGCAGCCAUCUUCCCCCUUGAGGGCCUGGAAGGCGCCGAAGCGGAGGCGGCGCUGCUCAACAACAUGCGCGUGUACGGGACCAUCCUGUUGACGUCCAUGGCCACCGUUGUGUUUGUGGGCGUCAAGUAUGUCAACAAGUUGGCCCUGGUGUUCCUGGCCUGCGUCAUCCUGUCCAUCCUGGCCGUCUACGCCGGGGUCAUCAAGACGGCCAUCGAGCCUCCCGACUUCCCUGUGUGCAUCUUGGGAAACCGCACCCUGGUGUGGAAGAGUUUUGACGUGUGUGCCAAGACCAUCGAGACGGCUAACGGGACGGUCACCACCAAGCUGUGGCGCAUGUUCUGUGAUUCGUCCUUGCUCAACGCGACCUGUGACCAGUACUUCGUGGCCAACAACGUGAGCCAGGUGCAGGGCAUUCCAGGGAUCACCAGUGGGAUCCUGGCAGAGAAUCUGUUUGGGAACUACUACGAGAAGGGGGACCUGAUUGCCAGGAGGAACAUGGAGUCGGCGGAGAACCAGGACGACCCCUUGACCAACGCAAACCGCUACGUGUUGGCUGACAUCACCAGCUUCUUCACGCUGCUGGUUGGCAUCUACUUCCCAUCUGUGACAGGGAUCAUGGCCGGUUCCAACCGCUCUGGAGACCUGCGUGAUGCCCAGAAGUCCAUUCCUAUUGGAACCAUCGCAGCUAUUACCACCACCUCCACUGUCUACAUGUCCAGCGUGUUCUUGUUUGGCGCCUGCAUCGAAGGCGUGGUCCUCAGAGACAAGUUUGGGGAGGGAGUGCAUGGGAACCUGGUGAUCGGCACGUUAGCUUGGCCGUCGCCCUGGGUGAUCGUGAUCGGCUCCUUCUUCUCCACCUGCGGAGCGGGGCUGCAGAGUCUGACAGGAGCUCCUCGCCUCCUGCAGGCCAUCGCCAAGGACGGCAUUGUGCCCGCCCUCCGGAUCUUUGGCCACGGGAAGGCUAACGGAGAACCCACAUGGUCCCUGCUGCUGACAGCUUGUAUCUGUGAGAGCGGCAUCCUCAUCGCCUCCCUGGACUCGGUGGCUCCCAUCCUCUCCAUGUUUUUCCUGAUGUGCUACAUGUUCGUGAACCUGGCCUGCGCCCUGCAGACGCUGCUGAGAACUCCAAACUGGAGGCCUCGUUUCAAGUUCUACCACUGGGCUCUGUCCUUCCUGGGGAUGAGCUUGUGUCUUACUCUCAUGUUCCUCUGCUCCUGGUACUACGCCAUCGUCGCCAUGGUAAUUGCCGGCUCCAUCUACAAGUAUAUCGAGUUCGCUGGAGCGGAGAAGGAGUGGGGCGAUGGGAUACGAGGCCUGUCUCUGAGCGCCGCGCGCUACGCUCUGAUGCGGCUGGAGGAAGGCCCCCCCCACACCAAGAACUGGAGGCCACAGCUGCUGGUGCUGGUCAGCACAGAUGCCGAGCAGAACGUGGAGCAGCCUCGUCUGCUUUCCCUGACCAACCAGAUGAAGGCGGGCAAAGGUCUGACCAUCGUUGGGACGGCUCUGCAGGGAACCUACCUGGAGAACUACGAGCAGACCCAGCGCGCCGAGCAGGCCCUACGUAAGCUGAUGGAGACUGAGAAGGUGAAAGGCUUCUGUCAGGUGACGGUGUCGUCGAACCUGCGCGAUGCCACGUCCCACCUGCUGCAGGCCAGCGGCCUGGGAGGCCUGAAGCACAACGCCGUGCUCGUCUCCUGGCCUCGCAACUGGAAACAGGGAGACGAUCACCAGACCUGGAGGAACUUUGUUGAGCUGGUCAGAGAAACCACCGCUGCCAAACUGGCUCUGCUCGUCCCGAAGAACAUCUCCGCAUUCCCGUCCAAUGGGGAGCGCUUCACCGAGGGCCACAUCGACGUGUGGUGGAUCGUCCACGACGGAGGCAUGCUCAUGCUGCUGCCCUUCCUGCUCCGCCAGCACAAGGUUUGGAGGAAGUGCAAGAUGCGCAUCUUCACUGUGGCCCAGUUGGACGACAACAGCAUCCAGAUGAAGAAGGACCUGACCACAUUCCUCUAUCACCUCCGUAUCGACGCCAUGGUGGAAGUUGUUGAAAUGCAUGACAGCGACAUCUCAGCCUACACUUAUGAGAAGACCCUGGUGAUGGAACAGCGGUCGCAGAUGCUGAAGCAGAUCAACCUGUCUAAGAAUGAACGGGAAAGAGAGAUCCAAAGCAUCACCGAUUCAUCCCGAGGGUCUAUCAGGCGUAAGAACCCGGCGGCCGUGACCACCCAGCUGAGCGUGACCGAGGACCCGCCGGCCGCCAGCAAAGAGGAGAAGCCCGAGGAGGAGUCAAAGUCGGCUUCUCCCCCUGUUUCCCCGCCUGCUCAGGUGCAGCUCAUCCACGACAACACCACCCCGGCCAGCCCCGCGACCCCGGCCGCCCCGCUGACCCCCGCCGAGGCGGCUCAGAGCCCCGGGGAGCAGGUCCAGAUGACCUGGACCGAGAAGUGUGACGGGGAGCCGGCCAAGCCGCCCGGCGCAGCGACACCAGAGGGCAUCAAAGACAUCUUCAACAUGAAGCCCGAGUGGGAGAACCUGAACCAGUCCAACGUGCGACGCAUGCACACAGCGCUGCGGCUGAACGAAGUCAUCGUCAAGAAGUCCUCGGAGGCCAAGCUCGUCCUCCUCAACAUGCCCGGACCUCCCAGGAACCGGAAGGGUGACGAGAACUACAUGGAGUUCCUCGAGGUCCUCACUGAGGGUCUCAACAGGGUCCUCCUGGUCCGCGGAGGCGGCCGCGAGGUCAUCACCAUCUACUCCUGAAAGAGCAGCCCUCCACCCACUACCACACCUCCACCCGUCCCCCGGCCCCCCUUCCUGUGUCACCUGUGCCCCCACCCUGCCAUUAACGCUGCUUCGCCAUCACCGCGUUGCUCUCUGCCGUUUCUUUCUGUAAAAUAGUCCUCUCACACCCAAACGAUGAACCAGCUCAGCUUCAGCACCUCUCUCUCUCUCGGCUCAGUCCCCCGCAGAUCGACGAGCAGCAUCACGUGCUCAGCUACUAAACCCUCAUUUAAAUCUAUUACGCUACUAUAACUACCGUAGGCUCUAGACUAACUCACAUGCUACGUAAACCUGUUGCUAUGAUCUACUUCAGUAACUCGCACUGAGGCGGAGUAAGUCGGGGGGGAGGAGGUGGUGGCGGCGGCUUGUUAGCCGAGGUGUGAGCACAUGCAUGUAUGUGUCCGUCUUUAUUUUAACGUCUGCACGCUUUUCUUUUCCCGUGUGGUGGCAGACAAGCGGUGGAAACGAGUGUAGGUUUGUCUGUCUAGUUCCCUCGUGGCGACCAGACGCCUCCCACGGUGUCCCAGCCUCUUGUCUUUGAUGUGUUUAGCUUUCAAGGCGGAAGGCUUCGCUAUCCAUCCACGAUCCGGACCACCAGCUGGAACACGGACAAGACUGUAGUUAAGUACGAACUGUGAAAUUCACACCGACAUGAGAGGACGACUGACACGUAGAUGGGACCUGCAGUGUGACCUUUGACCUGACCGCUCUCGUGCAUGACAUCCUUAUAACUGUGUUUUCCUCCACGUACUCUGUUACCGCCAUCACUGUCUCUCUGCCCGCCCUCCUUCAGCUCAUCUCUUAGUGGCUGUUUAUCCCUGUAGCCACUCUUAGUGCCAAAAAAUACAACAAGGCUAGCUUAGUUUGUAGAGAUUGACACGUAAUUAAACUGUGAAUCGUGCGUUUCCUAGCGGAAGGCUGGCGUGACAGCAAAGUGAGGAGACAGUACAAACAACCUGAGGAGAUUAUCAUCGCCAGCACCCUCGACCCUCGUGUGGAUCACUGUAAAUAAUGUACAAGCUCGGACGCGUUGUUCAGUAUGAGUGUAGUAUUUUUGUGACACACUAAAAAGCUAGUGGAGAGAAAACAUUCCUUCGCUCAGAGGGACAGCUCACAAUGCUGUUUUUAAAAUGUAUUUAUUUAUUUAUUGCAUUUAUUUAUUCGAUGGCAUAGGCUCCUGUCACUAUGGUAACCGUCAUUGUAACCUCAACAAGCACUGCACCUGCACUGUCCGCCACUGUGCAACAAGUGACAUUUUAAUGAAUUCAUCCAGUUCAUUGAAAUAUAUACUACUACUAAAUGUUAUUUUUUCAUCUAAAGAACAAAUAUGUAUUUAUGUUUAUAGACAGAAGUUACUCAUAUUGAUGAAAUAGUUGUAUAUCACUCUGAUUGUCACGCAGAAUUAUUGUUUCGUUUUGCCAAAUUUACAUAGAUUGUGCCAUAUCAAAGUAUUUUUCAGAGACAUAGUUAACAAAAUUCAGUUCAUUAAAUCCGAGAGAGCAGAGCGGUAGGCGGUGUUUACCAGUAGGGCCACGAUAGGAAAGCAGCUGUAGAAGUAAGCAUGUAAGGUCGCACCAAGGUGAGUUUGAACAUCUGUCGACGGAUGGUUUAAAGGGUCUAGUCUGAAUAAUUAGAGGACAAUGGCUUCUGUAGCUAGGAAACCCGCUUUAUACUCGAGACUGAACUCUAUGCAGUAGACUCUCCAGUGAGAUUUUAUAUCCUCUAGAUUGGUUAAGAUUUGAGCCACAUACGUCCCUGACUGAAUGACGUGUCAGCCAAUCACAUUUAGGUUUUAAAAAAAAGUGCAUCUUGGGAGGAAUGUGCAAUAGCUGAAAUCCGGACUCAUGUGAUCAUGUUAUUUAUUUUUUUACACAUAUAUUUUGUAUAUGUAGAUUUCGUAAGUCUUAUAAAGUUCAGAAUCAUCUCAUUCUGACCAAGAACAGCUGUCACUUUACUUUGAUUAUAUCAGUCUCUUUUCUUAAAGAAACUGUUUUUGGUCAUUUGCACUUGUAGUAGAUAUAUGAAUAUAAAUAAAUACAUAUAUAUACAGUAUAUACAAUAUAAGGAAGCAAAACAAAUUAGUUUCUAGAACUAUUUAAAAACAGUAUUAAAUGUUUUUAGUGUUGCUUGAAUGUCAGACACUAUGUUGUGAAUGCUGCUAGUAUUAAUAGACUUAUUUGUACUGUAAAUAAAGAUGAUUAAAGCAACAGUAAAGAUCAAGUGAAAAAGGGUAUAGAAAUACAUAUCAGCGGUGGCGGUUGUCUCACGGGACGAGGCUAUACCUGUGAACAUUUGGCCUGUUUUCUCUGGACAGGGUCUGCGUUCUGUUUUGUUAGAAAACUAUACUGAAAAUACCUUGAUGCAAUAUUACAAAUGAGGGCAAAUUCUCCACAGUUUUAUUCUCUUUUUAAAAAGAAAUGCUCUCAUGAUUAUUAUCAUCUUUAAUCCCGUGAGUGAAGAGAACCAAUUUUAAGAUAUAAUCUAUUUAAUUUAGACUUUACUAAAAGAAAAUGCCAAAAUACAUUUAACAGAUGAAUUAUGAGUAUCUUUAGUUUAUUUCCUAAUGUUUGCAAAUUUGUAACACUUACCUUUGACACCUGCGAUACUUAGAAGCAGCCACUCCUAGUUUGCAAAGAUGUUAAGGUGCCAAAUCGUGAAGAUUUACUUUAAUACACUCGUCACUUAAUUACCACCAAGAGGUUGGUCAUUUAAUGCUCACAGCAGUGUUAGAAGUUUUUAGGAUUGUCUCCACAACAUUGCCUGCAUCAACUGAGCCUUUUCAAUUUAUUCAAAAGAAGAAAAAUAUGUUUAUCGGAGACAUUUAUUGGAGAUGAAUUUGUUUAUUGAAUUCUAAAUGUUUUAUAAUUGCUGUUUGCAUGGUACAUGUGGCAUUAUUUGUUUCAGUGGUUUAUAUAGUGAUGACUUACAGGUCCGAGGUGCAGACAGGAGAAAGCACUUGUUCUCAGUGAGUCACACGUUUUGAGAACAGAAUGGAACGAGUUUGUCGUGUAGUUGACGAGACCUUGAUAACAAGUCUUUUGCAAAAAAAAAAAUUCAAAGUAUGAGUUCACUAUAUUGUUAGUUGUUAUAUUUCAAUCUUGCUCAAGUAGUCUUACUUAAUGUUAUAGGAGACUUUGAGUUUGUGAAUGGAUGGGCCUUAGGAAUGGUCAUUUCACAUUUUGUAAAUAUUUAUCACUUACGUCAGAAAUACUAACCUAGUAUUGUCUUUUGUUGUACACUGUUCUAUCACUGUGGACAAAGUCUUAGAGUUUUGUAUGAUUAUGUGCAAUAUUGGUCUCACAUUAGUCAUUAUGUUAUGUUUCAUUUAUUUUGUAAAAAGAACUGGAGGUGUCAGCAGUCACUUAUUUCAUCAGAAUGUUUGUCACGUGGUCUUAUGGGCCAUGAGGAUCAUGGGUGCGUAUCCCAAAUGUGGCUGAGACAGCAAAGCACUUUACACUAGGGGGCGCUCGGUGACGGGAUCAGUCUGCGGGAGUGGGCGGGGGCUGAACAGCAGCCAGCAUGCUCUGUACAGACUCUGUCCCACAGUGAUCUCUGGUGGCGUGAGUGCAUUACAGCUGUGGUGGUCUGACAAUUCAGACAAUGAAAAAAACGUUUAAUUCUCAUUUCUGUUGCUGCAGUUGGAAACUGCUGUAAUCACGAGACCUACCUGCUGAUUUUAUCUAUAUAUCAUUUAAGCCUUUCAGCAUGCAUCACAUUUUUCUUCCUCUUGCCAAACUUAAAAAAAAAAAAAGAUGAACUAUUGAAUUUAUUAGUGCUUGUCACUCAAUCUGUGAGGUGACCCUUCCCAGAAUCCCCUUUUCACCCCCUAACCUCCCCCACCCAGCCACUAAUUCCACUCCAGCUCUGUAUUUUAAUUGUGAUCGCAGUAUAAUUCUGAAAAAUGAUCAAAGAAUAUAAACUUGCGCUUCCAAUUCUGGUAAAGACUCCGCUUGGAUGGCACAGAGAUAGUCAGCUUAGAAACCAGCAUGCCCCCACCCCCCCAACUGAUCCGUAAGAUAGAUCAGCUCCUUCACCUGCAAAACUGUAGCAUGAGACACACUUGCCGGUGAUCAUUACUCAGUCUCCAUCCUUAAAUGGAUAUUAAGGGCUCUGAAACACAUCUGUUACCGGGUUAAGGAGGCUGUCCUGUUAAAAUAGAAACCGAGAAAACAUGAAAACAGACCCCACAUAACGACAGAGAGGACAGUCUGUAGCUGAGACGAGAUCGGCCUAAGCGUCAGACACACUUGUCUGAUGCUGGAGGUGGAACAGCUACAUUUACAUUUCAGUCAAUCUCUCUGGGAGUCAAGAUGAUAAGACCUUAAGUGGCUAUCGGUGCAGUGCAAGCAGAGUCCUGUUCCAGUUAUGUUGUGUAACUCCGUGCAUGCAUGCAAUGACCCCUGAACAAGGUGUACUGAAAAUAUAUUGAGUGUUUGUGGUAUAAAAGUAUUUUGUUAAUAUCAGAAACUUUUCUUUCUAGUAGUAUGAUUUGUUUCUCUUACCUUAGGACUGGCCAAUCAUUGUAUCCAACAUUAUUAUAUUACAAGACUCUAUUUUUAUGGUACUUUUGUUGACAAGAUCCUUUCAUCGUGUCAAUUCCCACCCGCAGAUAAACUUAUUACCAAAGUAUAUUUUAGUUAACUACAUACAUGAUGGCGUGUGUGCUCCAGUGAAUUAGACAUGUUUAAUUGUGAACCCAGUAGCAAUUAUUAGUUUAUAAAACAGCUAUUUAUGAAAUAGCAGAAGUGCCAAAGUAUUAGACGACUGCAAUUCCUCAAUCUAAUGGAAACUGCACGUGACCUGUUACUUAUUUGAAGCUCAGCAUUUUGUUAUUUCUGCUUCCUGCGUCUAGAACAUGUAAAAAUAAUCACCAGCAUCUCCAAACAUGACAAAUUGAAGUUUUCUUAAUUAGAAACAUUUUACCUUCCCUUGAUGGCCUUUAAAAAUAAGUAUUUGACUUAAUAUUUUAAUAAGGUGAAUUGCCCUAUGAAAGGACUUAAUCCAGUUUGUUUUCAGUUCACUGGAGCUGUGGGAACAUUUUAUACGAAUGCUUGAGAAGUUUAUUGAAUAGACACAAAACAAACAUCUGUAUUAUUUCACUUUGAAAAUGUUUUCCCCUUCAUUCCCAACCGUUCAUUCCUCUUCCUUGACGCUGUACCUACCGAGUCUAAUGGUAACGCUGUAGUGUUCCUUUCAGUUCUGUAGGAGUGUAUGUGUGUACAUGUGCACUUGUAACUGCUGGGGGUGGUUGUGGGUGAGGGUGGGAGGGGGCUACAUGUAAAUAAAUCAAGUACAGUUAGUGUGGAGGUGUUUAUUUUUUGUGUCAGUGUAAGUUAAGUAUUCUAAAAUAAAAAUAUUCUCUAUUGUGUUUCAUGGUACAUUAAAAAGAGGAAAAAGUAGUUUUAUCUUACAUUUCAAACGCUUAACUCUCUAUGGCUUCUGACGAUACCCGUUCCAUUUUAUAGAUUUGUCAGCACAAAAUGCAAUAAACCAAUACCAUUUUAUUACA